AUGGGUCUACUCUCGAUAAUCAGAAAGCAAAAUAAAAAGGACAAAAUCAUAGACGUGCUUAUCUUGGGCUUGGACAAUUCGGGGAAAACAACAAUUACGAAACGAAUGUUCAAUGAGGAUGUCGAUUCUGUUUCCCCCACCGUGGGAUUCCAGAUCACUCCCUUUGAAUAUGGAGGCUAUUCGCUAAGUAUAUGGGAUGUAGGAGGACAGACCACGCUACGCGCCUUUUGGGGCGGGUUUUAUGAUCUGACCGACGUUGUCCUUUGGGUGAUUGAUGGCUUGAGCACGGAAAGACUCGAGGAAAGCUUUUCUCAAUUGAACGAGAAGAUCGUGCAACAGGACCGGCUCGCGGGCAUCUAUUUGCUCGUGGUGAUAAACAAGUGCGACUUGAUACCCGAGGACAAGAGGGAGCCAUUGAAGCAGAGCGUGAGCCGAGCUUUGAAAUUACAAGAGCGACUAGACGAUGAUCAUUGGCAUCUUUCACUAGUAAGCGGUAAGACGGGCGAAGGAGUCGAUGAACUCUUGAAGUGGGUUGUUUCGCGAGAUUACUGA
Molecule: messenger RNA, 552 nt
Organism: Lodderomyces beijingensis
Lineage: Eukaryota; Fungi; Ascomycota; Pichiomycetes; Serinales; Debaryomycetaceae
Source: the annotation of a GenBank genome assembly